ACUGCCUGUCAAUUUUCCGCUUCUUUCUCUGCAUUUCCAUCUGUCCAAACGCGUUCUUCACAGGGAAAAUCCUCCUAGACUGGACCCAUCAAUCUCCGAUCAUUCUCCAUAUAUUCAGCACUCUCUCUCUCUCAAUUUUUACCCUAACUACACAAAAACACCAUAGUUAUCCAUGGUGGUGAAAACCACCACCAUGCGGUGGCUCUCAGAUAUUGGCCUUCGCAGCGGCAAAAAAACCACCAAGGCCCCCCUCGGAAUCCUCUCAUUCGAGACCGCGAAAACAAUGUCAAUAAUAAUCUCUCUCUACAAAUCUCUGUCGGAUCACGAAAUGCUCAAGCUGAGAAAUGUGAUCUUGAAAUCUGAAGGCGUCCUUUAUUUGAAUUCCAAUGAUGAAGACUUCCUUUUGAACCUGACGUGCGCAGAGAGACUCGAGGAUCUAGAUAAAGCUGCAACCUUUUUGGCUCGAUUGGGCCAAAAAUGCUCUAAUUUGUCUCUAAAUCGCUUCGACGUUCUAUACACCGAUCUCAAAUUGGGUGUCUUGGAUGUUGGAAAACUAGAAUAUGCGUCGAAAAAAGCUGAGAAAAAGAUCCAAAAGAUGGAGAAUUUGAUAUUGGCCACGUCUAAUCUGUAUUCAGCAUUGGAGGCUCUCACCGAAUUGGAGAUAACAGAACGAAAGUUGAGUCAAUGGAAGAAGAGCAGUCACGUAAUGCAGUCCCAAAAGACGAAUUUUGAUCUUUUCAAUCAGAAGAUCUCUUUCCAAAGAAGACAAGUCCAUAAUUUCAGAGAAACUUCCCUGUGGAACCAGAGUUUUGACAAGAGUGUUGGCCUAAUGGCUCCAAUCCUCUUCAUCGUCUACAGCCGAAUUUGCAGCCUCUUCGGCCCCUAUAUUCCGAUUCUCCCUCGCGUUUCAUUAAGUACAAUAAUGUCUUCCCAUCCCAGAGAGAUUAGCAAAAUUCAGCCUGAGUCUUGCCUCAUCAAACAAAUAAGUCGGUCAGGACCGAUGCCAACAACCUCCAGACCGAAUUUUGUGAGGUUUUAUAGCCGAAAAUCGAUUUGUUUUUCGCCAGAAGGGUCAUCUUUUGGUGCAAACAAUAACAGGGUGUUUCAUGCGGCGGGGACCUCCACUGUGGGAGGUUCUGGCCUCGCCACACGUUAUGCCAACGUGAUUAUUCUGGCGGAGAAGUACUUGGACACUGCAAUGACAAUAGAUGAUGAUGCGCGGGAGGAUUUGUAUAUGUCAUUGCCUGAGAGCUUGAAAACCCUGGUUCGGUCGAAGCUGAGCAGGAAUGUGAGGAAUGCGGACGAUGACUUCCUGGCCGAGGGGUGGAGGGGGGCGCUGGCCGAGAUAAUGGGGUGGCUUGCGCCCAUGGCACAUGAUACCUUGAAGUGGCAAAUGGAGAGGAGCUUUGGGAAGAUGAGUUUUAAUACGAGUCCGUCCGUGUUGUUGCUGCAGACUCUACAUUUUUCGGAUAAGGAGAAGACUGAAGCAGCCAUUGCUGAGGUGUUGGUGGGGUUGAGUUGUAUAUAUUGGUGCGAGAAUCGCCUGUGGUAUGAUGGGUGAUAGCUAGAUACUAAAGAGAUGAUAAAUUAGUUUCAGGUUUGAGUUCUAGGAUUGAAAUUCAUAUGUUUGAAACUGAUAGGUGGUUUUUUUUUUUUGGGCUGGGGAAAGAAAAUCUCAAUCAAACAAGAGAAAUUUAAUUUAGUUUUAAUUUUUUAAUUUUUUUUUAUGUUGGUGAGAUAAAAAUCAUUGUUGUUUUUUUGGUGUUACAUAUUUCAUGGUUUACAGAAAUCAAUAGAAAGAAGUUUAUUUGAAAGAAAGUCAUUGUUUUUCAGAGAAUUGUAAGUUCUCAUUUGUUUUUACAAAUUUACUGUUGACCAUUUCAGACUUGCAGGAAUACUUUUAAGUUUUUACAGUUUUAACAAGCAGCACCCUUGGGCAUGAAAUUACGUAUGCCCAACCAAUGAAAUUACACCA
Molecule: messenger RNA, 1975 nt
Organism: Cornus florida
Lineage: Eukaryota; Viridiplantae; Streptophyta; Magnoliopsida; Cornales; Cornaceae
Exons: 1
Coding region: 173-1561 (462 amino acids)
Biological process (GO): positive regulation of growth
Source: RefSeq, a predicted model, not a curated record